This is a messenger RNA of Phaeodactylum tricornutum CCAP 1055/1, 807 nucleotides long. RefSeq lists its product with no specific name. The record is from RefSeq and is a predicted model, not a curated record. Lineage: Eukaryota; Bacillariophyta; Bacillariophyceae; Surirellales; Neidiaceae. Gene Ontology annotation, cellular component: endoplasmic reticulum-Golgi intermediate compartment; endoplasmic reticulum; Golgi apparatus. Gene Ontology annotation, biological process: endoplasmic reticulum to Golgi vesicle-mediated transport; intracellular protein transport; Golgi organization. The coding region runs from base 1 to 807 and encodes 268 amino acids. The transcript has a single exon.
AUGGCGGUAUUCGUGCUAUCGGGUCCAGAGCUACUCGCUAACGUGCAAUUCACCGGGCCGGUGGCCAGCCUUGACACGGAAACCGGUAUUGAGCUCAUGCAAAGCAUCGAGCAGUUUGAUAAAGAGCGUCAUCCCGAGGCCAUCAAUUUUAUUGACUCAGUCGACUUUGAGCAUCUAACGUUGGAAAGCGAGGAUGACGAAGACUUUGAGAUUUCGCCAGUAUCCAACGACGAAUCGGCGGCAGAACGCAAGCAACGACGAGCAGUGGAACGAAAGAACGCUUUGGAAGCGCGCCAGCGAAGGGAACAGCAAAAGGCUAUGCAGCAACGAAAGGUUCGCAAGGAGGGGGAGCCGUAUCAGAAAACUGUCAAAGCUGAACUUGCGGGAUGGUACCGAUUUUGUAUACACUCAAGUCAUAACCAAAUUGUGGUGGAGAUCGAUAUGCGCAAAGAAUCAGAUUUUGGAUUGAAUGAGUACGGUGCUGUCAUGACGUUGGAGCAAAAGGAGGUGUCAGACGAAGACAGACUCAUGGACGAAGACUCCGCAGUGAUGGAGGGCAUCAAGGACGAAGACUUUGAUUCGACGAAAGACAAGUUAAAGACGUUACGGCGGCUUUUGGCGGACAUUCAAACCAAACAACAACAAGAACGCCAUCGUCUUAUUGUUCAUGCAGCUACUAACGAGCAUUCUCAUUCCCGCAUGGUGCUGAGUUCUCUGUUGGAGACGAUCUUGUUCAUGGCCGUGACUGGCUUUCAAGUCUUUACUAUUCGAAGAUGGUUCAAAGGUGCGCCUGUUCUCGGACGAUAA